AGUUUGUUUACAAGUAUUAAAGUUGUAAUUGGGAGCUGCCAAGACAGAUCUGGAUCUGUGUUUCUUUGUGUUAGGGGUGAUGUGCAACUAAUUAAAGGCAGACUGGCAGCGUCUGCAAAUUCUAAGGCUUCCCCAAAUAAAAAGAGACUGGUAAGUGAUCGUUCUUUCUCUUUCUCUGGCUUUUUUUUUCUCUUAAAUGUUUGCUGUCCGUUGGGGAUUGUGAAAGUAGAUAUUAAUGCUGGACUCCAGCAAUAAAAAGCGUCGCUGUAUUAAUUUAUUAAUUAAUCUGCACCCGCCCCUCCUCCUGAAUGUUAAAUAUGACCUUUGAUCUCUGUGUCUCUGGUAGACCAGACAUACAGGCAUGUACAGCUAGCUACAUUGUGUGAAGGCAAAACAGGAUCAUGAAGUGUGGAUCUCUGAUUUAGCUUUGCCAUAGGACUAUAGUUAUUUGUAUGUAUUUUAUUUUGUUUUUAAAUAAAAUCCAAACAAUAGCUGUGGGAUAGGUACCCUUUUUUCAUGCUCCAGAGAUGCAUUGACUAAACAAUAAUGACCUGGAUACUGGGCAUAAUCAUUUUCUACAGUUUCUGCUGGCAUUAAACCUUGAGGUAGCAAAGGGGGAGGGGAUGGCAAUCAGAAAAGCAAGGAAAGCUUCUGUUUGGAAACACCACUCUAAGACUCUGAAAAAGGGACAUCGAAUUAUUUCUUUAUUUGGAACAAGGUCAAAGACUAAAAUGUUGAAAUUUCCCCCUCUACUCAGGGUGAUGAUAUUUAAUGCAUGGUUGGCAUAACUAGUUUUUACUAAGUAGCAGUUAUUGUGGUCUUGCAUUUACAAUGUGAUUCUCAGAAACUGAAGCUACAAGCAUGUUCUUGCUGUGUCUUCCCCUACCCCUUCUAGGCAUCAAGAAUAUUUAGCCAGGAGCAUUUUGGGGCGCGCUUUGUAUAGCCAUCAGACCUCAGAAGGGAGCAGUUUUCCCUAAUGGGAAACCACAGAGGUGGUUCCCGAGUGAUUAGAGACUGGCUGUGAUUGAAAGAUGCCUGCUAGCUUCUAAUCCAGCCUAGGGUGAGGUUCCUUAUCUUGAUUUACUUUGCCUAAUAGGGAUUUGUUUACAUAAACCCCUCUUUUUAGGGUACCUCAUCAGUAGGUCUUGAAGUUUUUGCACUUCGAGUUUGGGCACAAAUUGCUCGUUGUUAAUCUAAUUAGCAGCAUAAUUACUAUAAUUGAUAACCAUUUUGAACUCUGAAUAUUUGAGACAGAGACUACUGGGCCCCCAUGAGGAAUUCCCUGCACUCCACAUUCUAGACCAAUCUGUGGACUUCCAAGAUGUCACAAAAAGAUAUUCUGGCAAAAAAAUCUGGAAACAAAGAAACUGGUUUUUUAGUUGUGACAGUUGGAGGAUAAUGCGAAGGAAGACGCUGCCUGGGGGUUCGCCGUCUGUGGAAAUGCGCCCGGGAGAGGAAUAAAAGCAGCCCUCGUCUCGCUCUCCCUCCCCCGCCACCGCCGCCCCUCCCCCGCUGCCCCCUGCACCCGGCCGGACCGGCGGUCCCCACCUCCACCCUGCACCCCUUCUUCCCGCCCUGCACCAUGAACACCAACGUCUGCGUGGAGCCGGGGCCGAGCCCCGAGGCGCCGGGCCUGCCCAAGGAGAGCCACCUGCCCGAGGGCGCGCUCAACAGCCUGGUGGAUUACAACUCGGAGGUGGAGCGCUACCGCUCCUUCGCCACCUCCUUCUACAAGACCGGCGGCGGCGCCUUCCCGCAGGCGGCCAAGAUCGCGCGCAUCACCACCCCCAUCUUCCCGGGCAGCGCCGCCGCCGCCGCCGCGGCCGCCGCGCGCAUCGGCAUGUCCCCCUGGAACUGCGACAACGCGGCCACCGCCGCCGCCGCCACCGCCAUGCUCUGGGGCAGCGGCGGGGCGGCGGCGGCGGCGGCGCGGCGGCGGGCAGGAAAUCCUCCUCCUCCCUCCUCCUCCUCCGCCGCCGCCGCCGCGCCGCCGCGCGCCUCGCCGGCCGUGCUGCCCGCGGGCGGCGGCAGGACGGGCGCGCACCCCCGCGGCGACGCGGCGCGCCUGGGCAAGGCGGGCUGCGCGCCCGAGCCCGCGCUGCAGAUGGCCAACUCCAACUUCCUCUCCUCGCUGGCCCCCGAGCACUGCCGGCCGCUGGCGGGGGAGUGCAUGAACAAGCUCAAGUGCGGCGCGGCCGACGCGGAGCUCAUGAACCUGCCCGAGCGCGUGGGCACCUUCUCCGCCAUCCCCGCCCUGGGCGGCCUCUCGUUACCUCCGGGCGUCAUCGUCAUGACGGCCCUGCACUCCCCCGCCGCGGCCUCGGCGGCCGUCUCGGACAGCGCCUUCCAGAUCGCCAACCUGGCGGACUGCCCGCAGAGCCACUCCUCCUCCUCCUCGUCCUCCUCGGGGGGCGCCGGCGCCGCCACCCCCGCCAAGAAGAAGAGGAAAAGGUGCGGGGUCUGCGUGCCCUGCAAGAGGCUCAUCAACUGCGGCGUCUGCAGCAGUUGCAGGAACCGCAAAACCGGACACCAGAUCUGCAAAUUUAGGAAAUGUGAAGAGCUAAAGAAAAAACCUGGCACUUCGCUCGAGAGAACACCUGUUCCCAGCGCUGAAGCAUUCCGAUGGUUCUUUUAAAGCAGUAGUAGAUCUUAUUUUCGAGGCAUUUGGAAAUGAAGGGCAAACUAAUGUCUUGUUUUAAGAAACUGCUUAGUCCACCACUGAAGAAAAUAUCCAGAAAUUAUUUUCAUUUUAUGUAUAGGGGUUUCUUCAGAAAAAAAAAAGAGGAAAAGAAAAAAAGACACAUAAAAAUAACGUGGGAGUUUGGGGAAUCGGCCAGUCUAUUUACUCUCCAUACACUGAUUCUUUCUUUGAUGUAAUUUACCUAUGCUAGUGAAGUUGUUGUCUAUUUUGAAAGUGGCUGUAAAAAAAUAAGUUUGGGUAAACCCCUGCUUUAAAAUCAUGUAUCUUUGCAAAGUACAUAUCUAUACUUCAUUUUCAAAUAUAUGUGUUUCAGUACUGUAAACUGUACAGAUAGCAGCUUGUAUUUUGUGUGUUUAGACACAAGGAGACAAUCAUGUCUGAGCAUCUAAGGAGAUUAACAGUUUGUACACGACGGUAUGGUUCUGCGAGUUAAAUCUGGAGCAAUAAAUUUUAGCUUUAAAUAUUUUUUGCCAGUUGUUUCUAGAAGGAGCAACAGCACUGGCACCAUUUUGCCAUGUAUCUUUCCAUAGAGACUCGAUGCCAAGUUUUACAAGACUGAAAGAUUAUGACGCAUCCGGCAAUUACCUUCAGUUGUAUUGUUACAAGAGGGGAAGAUGUUAUGAAAGUUUCAAUUAAUCUUUUGAGCACUAUAUUAGAGUAGUGGUUAUGCACUUGCAUUGCUUACAAAACGAGCUGUACAGAAGGGUAUACCUCCCGAAUACUUAGUGUAGUUGACUUGUCUUGGGUUGCACUGUCAGGCGAAGUACUCAGAGUAGUUGGAAAAUGCAGAAUCAGUUGUAUGAUUUAAAAAAAAACACAAAAAAAACAGUGUUUUCUAGACUAAAGAAUAAAGUCUCAUAUCUUAGGGGGAGAAAUCCAUGGCUGACUUUUAUUUUCCCAGACCAAAAGGAGCUGUAUACGUUUUCUUUGUUUCUUUAUUUUUUGCUUAUUUUUUUGGUAGGAAAAAUAAAGAGUAUCCAAAUGUUUUAAUUCCAUGUGUGAUAUCAAAUGGGUAGUUUUGUUUUAACACUUAAAUAUGUUGAGGCCUUCUGCCUUUAGGCAUGGCUGGAUAUAUUUUUAAUUUAAAAGAAUUAAAUACAUUCGUAAAAGUGAAGUGUUUUAUCUCUUUUUGGUCUUUUCUUUCUCAGAGCCUCCCUAUUGGACCAGUAGUCUUCCUCUACUGUAGUAAUGCUCCAUUGAUCCCACUCCUGCUCUUGUCCCUCGAUGCUUUGAUUCCUGAGAAGGCAGGGCCACAGUCUGUGGAAUUUGAUAAAUGCAAGAUAGCACCCCCGGCCCCUGCGCCAAACACAGACACACAAAGGAUCUACUGCUUCCUAGAACCUGUGCUACCUUUCAUGUAGGAUUUGGUUUUCUUAUCACAGUCAGGUUCUGAAAUCUGUCCCAGUAAGACAGAUAUUAUUUGCAUUUUGUUUUUUGUUUCCAGAGUAUAAAAACUUUUUUCAGUUUUAGGAGUAGAACAGAGGCUAGCAAAAAUACAUGACGUUUUACUGCAGCUUUUUGUUCCUUAUCCACUCGCCAGUGGUUUGCGCCCCCACAUCCAUUGCCUCUGAAGACGUUAGCAAAGCAGAUCGUUAGAAGGAACAUAAUUUGAGAAGAGAGCGAUGGGACAGUGAAAGGAGCUAGGAAAUGCUGGAAAGACUAGCAGGUGAAUAUUUUUUAAAAUCUAGUUGUAGUUUUGAAUGGGAAAGGAUGUGGCAGAAAAGAUUUUUUAAAAAAGCAGAAGGAGCGCUUCAUCAUUAGAGGCCCAGGGGAGGGAUGGAUCAAAGCAGGGACGAAUGCCAGUGUGAAAACAAGUUUGAUUUCCCUUGCCCAGAGGAUGAGUAUGUGGUCUACAGUCAUGGUCAAAAGCCUUCUUUGAGAAAAAUUCAUUAUGUAUCACUCCUGUCCAUACUUAGAGAUGAGAAUUAAGUAAUAACGAGCUAAAAUGUGCGAUAUACUGUAUUAAUUUUGUGAUAACUUUCUACUUGUAUAUUCCUUGGAGGGUUUCUAGUUAGAAUUUCUAUUUCUGCUAUUGGACCAGUGAGAGCUAUAUGAGUUCUCUCUUGUUCCAUUUUUAUUUUAUUGUACUUCUUUUGUUUACCAAGUUGCUAAUUAACUAGAAGUAAGUGAAAACUUACUUUCACACUUGAAUGGUAAGCUCGCCUUGCUUUUUGGAAAACGAUGAUUGUUAUUUCAGAAGUGAAACAAACUUCUAUGUUUGUUUCAGGCUAUGUUAGACAUACAGAUCUCAUAACAAUGUACUGAGAAUCUAAAAUACAUUCUAGUAUUGCAUGUCUCAAUGUGUUUUUCUUUGUUUGCUUUUUAAAAGAACUAAUGAAUUUGUAUAUUGUAAAAUGUGGUGUUUUACCUGUCAAUUCAUUUUUUUAAAGGAAAGAAAAUUUGUUGAUUACUGAAAUGGGAAAGUGUAGCUUUUCUUUAAUUUUCUUAUGUUUUUCUUAUUGAUAUUCUUUUAUAUCACCCACUUUUUAAUGUUUUUGAUUAAACUCUAUUUAUGUCAUAUAGGGUGAAUAUAAAGUUCUCAUUGGUGAUGUUGAAGAAAGAUAUUAUUCUUCUGGCCUCCCUCUAGUUUUCCACCCCCCCACUAUGUCCAUGUGAUGAAAAUUUGUAAAGCAUAUCAUUAUCCUAAGGCAGUCAUUUGAAGGUUUACAUUUUUUGUAAUUCUAAAAUACCAAUGAAAUGUAGCCUUUAAAAAUUCCUCAGUGUAUGUUACAUAUUCAAUAUCAAAAAGAUUCAAAAUAUAGAUUGUAUGGACUGACUAUACAACAGAUUGUGUGGACUGUCUGUACAACUUAAAAAAAAUCAUAUAUCAGAUCAUCUGAAUAAAACACUUGGUGAGAGAGGUCCACAUAGGCAGGGUCUUGUCUUCUGUAGGUGCAGUCAAGAAGAUGCCAUGCCCUGCCAGGAUUUGGCAAGAACAGGGAAAAGACUUGUGAUGUUGGCACAUGGUGCUGUGAGCCAGCGUCCUUUUCGGCUGAUACUCAGCCACCCUGACAUCACAAGAAUAUCGUAGUGCAAACCUCUCUCUUUCCAGGUCUUCAGACCAAAAUGGUUUUCUGGUGGACUCUGCCUGUCUGUGGACAAGCGGGGCAUAUUCACAGAGGAGAAAUGUACCCAUUCUUGGGAGAGAAAAUAGUAACAGUCAUCCCCCAAUGUAAGAGUAUAUAAAAAUGUCUCUUGCCUAAUCCCAACAUUCAAAUUUCUUCUUCUGAAUACAUUUAUAGGGAGCAAGAGAUGGUGGGCUUGCUAUGAAUUAAUAUUAAGCAAUCACAAAAAAGAAAGGAUUAUUCCUUUACUUUCAUUCAGAACUCCUGGCAUGCAAGUUGUGCAAUUAAUGCUAAAGCAUAUAAAGUCUUUAAGCUGAUAGUAUCUGUGACCAAAUAAUGAAAAAAAGAAAGCAGUUAAAUGAACACACAUUUCAGGGUCAAAUAUGUUCAAAAAGCUGUAGUGGGUCUUUGAUCAUGGUUAGAGUCACAGUGAUAUCAAACAGUUGGUUCUCAUGUAACAGCUAAAAGUUUUAGAUUUUGUUUUUAUUAAAUUUGGCAUUUUACACUGAGAUCUGUAUUCCUCACGAAUAAAAUACAGCUACUAUGUUAGGAGGGAUUCCAUUUUUACAAUUGCAAAAUAGAGAUCUUCUAAGAACAUGGGCCACAAAAUGUACUCGUUUCACAGUGUUCUACUCUGAACUGUGCAGUUAUCUAUUAAAUUUUCUAAUAGAUAUUUGUGUAAGGUGUAUGUAUGCUUGUGCAAUUAUUUAAAAAGCAGUUUUGGAAAACAGUGUAUUUAUUAAAGAAAAUCACUUAUGGGGCAUGUACAAAACUGUAAAAAAAAAAAAAAAACUUUAAAAAAUCACAUUCAAUUUGCCCAGUAAAGUUGUUUUUGUGAAAUUUCUGUGUUGUUGAAUAAAGGACUUUAGUAUUCAAAAUA
Microcebus murinus (gray mouse lemur) is the source of this 6646-nucleotide messenger RNA. RefSeq names its product CXXC finger protein 4 (gene CXXC4). Lineage: Eukaryota; Metazoa; Chordata; Mammalia; Primates; Cheirogaleidae. Gene Ontology annotation, molecular function: zinc ion binding; methyl-CpG binding. The record is from RefSeq and is a predicted model, not a curated record. Gene Ontology annotation, cellular component: nucleus.